Molecule: messenger RNA, 1271 nt
Organism: Spea bombifrons (plains spadefoot toad)
Lineage: Eukaryota; Metazoa; Chordata; Amphibia; Anura; Pelobatidae
Gene: PPME1
Product: protein phosphatase methylesterase 1
Exons: 15
Coding region: 85-1245 (386 amino acids)
Biological process (GO): protein demethylation
Molecular function (GO): protein methylesterase activity
Source: RefSeq, a predicted model, not a curated record
UCCGGCCUGUGGGCGGGGUUUGCUGUCUCCACGGAAACCCCUUUGGCUGGACUGUUCAGGCCUGCAGCGGAGAUACUGAGAACCAUGUCUGCUUUGGAAAAAAACCUCCACACGGGGCGGUUACCCCCUCGGCCGGCCGUGCCCAGCGGGCUUCAGUCCGGAUCCAAGAUCAGAAUGGGGCCUGGCAGAAAACGAGACUUUUCCCCCGUUCCGUGGAGCCAGUAUUUUGAAUCCAUGGAAGACAUUAUUGUUGAAAGUGAAACCGGCAAAGAUAGUUUUCGGGUUUACAGGAGCGGCUCAGAGGGGCCGGUUCUGCUGCUCCUGCACGGCGGGGGCCAUUCCGCCCUCUCCUGGGCUGUGUUUACGAGUGCGAUUAUCAGCCGGAUUCAUUGCAGAGUCGUCGCGUUAGACCAGAGAGGACACGGGGAAACGAAAGUCAGGAACCCCGAGGACCUCUCCGCAGAGACCAUGGCCAGGGACAUCGGGAAUGUCGUGGAAGCUUUAUAUGGAGAUCUGCCCCCUCCCAUCAUGCUGAUUGGUCACAGUAUGGGCGGGGCCAUCGCUGUGCACACGGCCGCCGCGAACCUCUUGCCGAGCCUGCUGGGUCUCUGCAUGAUCGAUGUCGUGGAAGGUACCGCCAUGGACGCGCUGAACAGUAUGCAGAACUUCUUGCGCAGCCGUCCCAAAACAUUCAAGUCCCUGGAGAACGCCAUAGAAUGGAGUGUCAAAAGUGGCCAGAUCAGAAAUCUGGAGUCUGCGCGCGUCUCCAUGGGAGGGCAGGUGAAGCAGUGUGAAGAAGCAACCAGUCCAGAAGGAUCCAAAGCUAUAGUAGAAGGGAUAAUCGAAGAGGAGGAGGAAGAUGAAGACGAGAAUGGGGGCCAGUCCGUCAACAAGAGGAAGAAAGAGGAUGAUACAGAAACCAAAAAAGAGCGACCGUAUACCUGGAGAAUCGAGCUUUCUAACACAGAGAAGUAUUGGGACGGCUGGUUUCGAGGCCUCUCCAGUCUCUUCCUCGGCUGUUCUGUGCCCAAGCAGCUCCUGCUAGCAGGGGUGGACCGGUUGGAUAAAGACCUCACUAUAGGACAGAUGCAGGGAAAGUUUCAGAUGCAGGUUCUCCCGCAGUGCGGUCACGCGGUACACGAGGACGUGCCCGACAAGGUUGCCGAAGCGGUCGCCACGUUCUUGGUGCGUCACAUGUUUGCGGAAUCAGUUGGCGGAUUUCAGUGUGUCUUCCCGUCCUGUUAAUGCCCUGCAUCCAGAGCUGUAAAUAA